Messenger RNA from Scophthalmus maximus (turbot), 4206 nucleotides. It is a transcript of the gene smc2, whose product is annotated as structural maintenance of chromosomes 2. The record is from RefSeq and is a predicted model, not a curated record. Lineage: Eukaryota; Metazoa; Chordata; Actinopteri; Pleuronectiformes; Scophthalmidae. The coding region runs from base 167 to 3769 and encodes 1200 amino acids. Gene Ontology annotation, cellular component: chromosome. Gene Ontology annotation, molecular function: ATP hydrolysis activity; protein binding; ATP binding. The transcript is spliced from 25 exons. Gene Ontology annotation, biological process: chromosome organization.
GCCGCCAAAAUUCAAGUUAGAAGAGAGAGACGCGAGUUUCUCCGCCGUCGGUUGUAAACACUGGGCUGUAAACCGAGAGCUUCGGCUUCUUACUGGCCGACUUUGAUAUUCAAACGCCUCCCAUUUCACCUCUGGAAUCUUCGGAGGCAGACGGGGUAAUUUAAAAAUGCACAUAAAGUCUAUCAUAAUCGAGGGGUUCAAGUCCUACGCACAGAGGACGGAGAUCAACGGCUUCGACCCGCUGUUCAACGCCAUCACCGGACUCAACGGCAGCGGCAAAUCCAAUAUCUUGGACUCCAUAUGUUUCCUCUUAGGCAUUUCCAACCUCACCCAUGUGCGAGCCUCCAACCUCCAGGACUUGGUGUACAAGAAUGGACAGGGCGGCAUCACCAAGGCCACCGUGUCAAUCACCUUUGACAACUCCAACAAAAGCCAGAGCCCCCUUGGGUUCGAGACCCACGACGAGAUCACCGUCACCAGACAGGUGGUGAUUGGGGGCAGGAACAAGUACCUCAUCAACGGAGUCAAUGCCAACAACACCAGGGUGCAGGACUUGUUCUGCUCCGUUGGCCUCAACGUCAACAAUCCCCAUUUUCUCAUCAUGCAGGGGAGGAUCACCAAAGUUCUAAACAUGAAGCCCCCAGAGAUCCUUGCCAUGAUUGAGGAGGCAGCAGGCACCAGGAUGUAUGAGUGUAAAAAGAUUAGCGCCCAGAAAACCAUUGAGAAGAAGGAGGCCAAGCUAAAGGAGAUCCAGACUAUUUUGGAUGAGGAAAUUACUCCAACCAUGCAGAAAUUGCAAGAGGAACGAUCAUCGUACCUGGAGUACCAGAAGCUGAUGCGAGAGAUCCAGCACUUGUCGCGGCUGUAUGUGGCCUGGCUGUUUGUGUGCGCAGAGGAGACGAAGCUGAAGUCAGCAGAGAACCUUAAGGUGAUGCAGGAUAACAUCGCCAAGAUGCAAGCCAGCAUGGCUGAGAACGAGAGCAAAGUCCAGGAGCUCUCAGCCCAGAUUCAAGAGCUGCAGAAGAAAAAAGAUCAGGAGGUGAACGGAGUAUUAAAAUCCCUGGAGGAAAAUCUAGCGGACGUACAACGUGUGGACGCCAAAGCCCAGAGUGCACUUGACCUCAAAAAACAGAAUCUGAAAGAUGAAGUCAAGAAGAGGACGGAGCUUGUAAAGAGUAUGGAGGAGGACAAGAAAAUGCUUACGGUGAAAGAAAAGGAGGUCUCCAAAAUGACCGAGCAGCUUCAAACUCUACAGGAGGAGGGGCAGAAGGAUGGUGCUGCUCUGGAAGCAGCUGAGCAGCAUUUCAAGGCUGUAUCCGCAGGUCUCUCCACCAAUGAGGAUGGAGAGGAGGCCACACUGGCCGGCCAGAUGAUGACCUGCAAGAAUGACAUGAGCAAGGCAGAUACAGAGGCCAAGCAGGCCCAGAUGACACUGAAACACGCUCAGACGGAGCUGAAGACCAAACAGGCAGAGGUCAAAAAGAUGGACAGUGGCUACAAAAAGGACCAGGACAGCAUGCAGGCUGUCAGAGGCAGCAGAGAAAAACUUGAGGCUGAGCUCGCUAAACUCAACUAUGAAGAUGGGAAAGAGGAAAGUCUGUUGGACCAAAGAAGGCAGCUGUCCCGAGAGGUCGCUAAACUCAAAGAGACCUAUGAACGUCUUGUGUCCCGCUUCCCCAAUUUGCGCUUCGACUACAAGGACCCAGAGCGCGGAUGGGACCAUAGCAAAGUGAAGGGGCUGCUCGCAAACCUGAUCACGAUCCGUGACGUCUCUUAUGCUACGGCACUGGAGGUGGUGGCAGGAGGACGACUCUACAACAUUGUAGUAGACACAGAGGUGACCGGUAAGAAGCUGCUGGAGAAGGGAGAGCUACAGCGGAGGUACACCAUCAUUCCCCUGAACAAGAUCUCUGCCAGGACACUCAAUGACAGAGUGGUAAACACGGCCAAGAGCCUGGUUGGAGAUGACAAUGUCCACACUGCUCUGUCCCUGGUGGGUUAUGAAUCUGACCUGCGUAAGGCCAUGGAGUACGUCUUUGGCUCCACGCUGGUGUGUGACACCCUGGACAAUGCCAAGAGAGUGGCUUUCGACAGGCAGGUGAUGACCAAGACUGUCACUCUUGGAGGGGACAUCUUCGACCCACAGGGAACUCUGAGUGGAGGUGCUCGCUCCCAGGCAGCAUCAGUUCUGACCAGUCUGCAGGAGCUGAAGGAGGUUCAGGACCACUUGAGGGAAAAGGAGGCUCAGCUUCACAACAUUGAGCGACAGCUGACCAGCCUUAAGGGAACUGCUGAGAAGUAUCGUCAGCUGAAGCAGCAGCACGAGCUGAAGGUAGAGGAGGAACAGAUUCUGCAGGCUAAGCUCCAACAGAGCUCCUUCCACCAGCAACAAGAGGAGCUAGAGAGGCUGCGCAAAGCCAUUGAGGAGAGUGAGGAGACGUUGCGCGUCACCAAGGAGGUGCAGAAGCGGGCUGAAGAAAAGUACAAGGUGUUGGAGAACAAGAUGAAAAACGCUGAGGCGGAGAGGGAGAAGGAGCUGAAAGCCGCCCAGCAGAACCUCAACGCAGCGAAGGGCAAAGCUGACACCUUCAACAAGAAGCUGAAGCUGAAGCAGCAGGAGUCUGAUGCCGUGGCCCUGGAGCUGGAAGAGCUGCGCAGGGAGCAGGCGGGUUAUGAGCAGCAGAUUCAGGCUGUAGACGAAGCCAUGAAGGCCAUCCAGGAGCAGAUAGACAGCAUGGCCUGCACCGUGUCCCAGAACAAGGAGGCUGUGCGUAAAGCUCAGGAGGAUCUGGCCAAACAGAAGGAGGUGAUCAUGGCUCAGGACAAAGAGCUCAAGGGGAAGAGCACUGAGGCGAAUAAGAUGAGGGAGCAGAACAACGAAUUCCAGCUGAAGAUAAAGGAGCUGGAGCACAACAUUAGUAAGCACCGCAAGGACAGCCAGGACGCUGCCGACAAGGUGUCUCGGAUGCUGGAAGAAAAUGAAUGGAUCCAAUCGGAGCGCCACUUCUUCGGCCUGCCAAACACCUCCUACGACUUCAAGACCAACAGCCCCCGUGAGGCGGGUCAGCGCCUGAAGAAGCUGGAGGAGACCACCAACAAGCUUGAGAGAAACAUCAACAAGAGGGCCAUGAACAUGCUGAACGAGGCGGAGGAGAGGUACAACGACUUGAUGAAGAAGAAGAGGAUUGUGGAGAACGACAAAGCAAAAAUCCUACAGACCAUCGAGGAGCUGGACCAGAAGAAGAACGAGGCUCUCAACGUGGCGUGGCAGAAGGUGAACAAGGACUUUGGCUCCAUUUUCUCCACUCUGCUGCCGGGGGCCACUGCUAAGCUGGCUCCCCCCCAGGGCUGUGGGGUCCUGGAGGGCCUUGAGUUCAAGGUGGCCUUGGGCAACACCUGGAAGGAGAAUCUCACUGAGCUCAGCGGUGGGCAAAGAUCCCUGGUGGCCUUGUCUCUCAUCUUGGCGAUGCUGCUGUUCAAACCCGCGCCCAUCUACAUCUUGGACGAGGUGGAUGCUGCUCUGGAUCUUUCACACACACAGAACAUUGGACAGAUGCUGCGCACACAUUUCAGACACUCCCAGUUUGUGGUGGUGUCCCUAAAGGACGGCAUGUUCACCAAUGCCAAUGUCCUGUUCAAGACGAAGUUCGUCGACGGCAUGUCCACGGUGUCGCGAACGGCGCUCAGCCAGAGCGAUGCCAACGUUCCCCAGAAAGGCCCAGAGAAGGGUCGUCAAAAAGACAAGAAGAGCAAACAGCUCAUCAGCUAAUAAUUGUACAGGAGCAGCUGAACCCAACAGAGUCACCAUUAAUAUCCAGGCUGUUAUUCCAGAAGUCUUGUCACAUGAUAUAAGAACAUGUGGUGUGUGUUAAUACCUAGCGAACUGUGUACAAUCAUAUUUCCUCUUUCGGUAAUAACUGCUCUUUAUACUUGUAAGAGUUCCGUCACAACAGUUUUGUCUUCUGAAGACCCUCAGCUGAAUUUCUGUUUCAAGCCAAUUUUCUUUCAUAUGUUAUUCUUUGAAGCUGUUCACAUGUUUGUGUAUUUUGAACUUUUUAACUGUACGUGUAUUUUGUGGUGUGUCCUUGGCUAUCCUGUCUCUUUUCAUGUUCAUGUUCUUCUGCUUCAAAUUAUUUUUUAUAUGGAUUUAUAUGUGAAAGUAACUUCUCCAUAUAUUUCAGUUAAUAAAGCAAAUGUUUGAUAAUG